AUGAUUGGAAAGGCACACCCAUCCACUGCAAAUGAUGCAUCUGGGACAUUGCUGGGCAAACCUCAACGAUCACUGCUGGACAAAUCAUCUGGAGUCAUGUACAAGAAAUCAGUGUUCUCUCGAGAUGAAUUAUCGAUCGUUCGAGCUGAAAUCCUCGCGCUGAACCAACUACAGGACGAGUGCUCCUCUUCCAUUGCUCAGAAACGUCGUGGCACCAUGGUUAGCACAAGCAGUUCAAUCUUUCCAGUCCUCCAAUCUGGAAGCCUUCAUCGGCUUGUGGAGGCAUCUGUCGGUGCUCCUGUGGAACUUUCCUUGCACGUUCCAGUUGAAAUACGAGUCUAUGAACAACAGGGUGCAGGCAUGUCGUGGCAUGUGGACGAUGUAAUCUAUGAUCCACCUCAGAUUGAAGUGGUCUGGACCCUGGAAAACAAUUCGGAUUGUCAAACGUUGUGGAAAGACCAACAUGACACUGUCAAGAGUGUUGAAACGGAGCCCAACUCAGCCAUUUUGAUAGCGGCAGGCAAGGCACCACAUUGUGUUACAUCUCUCAAGUAUGGGAAGCGGAUUAUCCUCAAGUUAGUGUACAUUCAAAAAGGAGCACAGUAUCGAGUUGACCGCCACAAGAACCAGUUUGAAAAUAGCAAAAGCGCCAAGAAUAAGAGAAAGCAUCGAAUCAAGUCCAAGAAGAGAUGA
This is a messenger RNA of Seminavis robusta, 693 nucleotides long. Lineage: Eukaryota; Bacillariophyta; Bacillariophyceae; Naviculales; Naviculaceae. The record is from the annotation of a GenBank genome assembly.